This is a messenger RNA of Aspergillus homomorphus CBS 101889, 2001 nucleotides long. RefSeq names its product Y-family DNA polymerase. The transcript is spliced from 2 exons. Gene Ontology annotation, molecular function: DNA-directed DNA polymerase activity; damaged DNA binding. Bases 23 to 1828 code for a protein of 601 amino acids. The record is from RefSeq and is a predicted model, not a curated record. Gene Ontology annotation, cellular component: nucleus. NCBI's taxonomy places the organism in Eukaryota, Fungi, Ascomycota, Eurotiomycetes, Eurotiales, Aspergillaceae. Gene Ontology annotation, biological process: error-prone translesion synthesis.
CUCGAUUUUCAACUCGCAGAAAAUGGAGCCUUCGGGCGAGGAGCGUCCUGAUAACAAGGAUAAGCCCGAGGCUGAAUAUGAAACCCUCAAGUAUCAACUCCUGGGACCGUCCCUGACCAAAGCGGGUCAAGAUGCGGUGGAUCAGCGAAAGGUCUCCGAAAUCAUCUACCACGCCUCAAAGGGCUCGAAAUUCUUCAACCACGAACAGAACCGCGACCGGGUGCUGACGGAGAAGAUCGCACGCAUUCUAGACCGCAAAGCCCACCUGGCGACGCUCGACCUCUCAGCGGACCUGCGGCGCGCGGACCAGCUGCUGGCAGAGCUGGAACUCACGCGCGACCUGACACAGCACGUCGUGCACGUCGACUGCGACGCUUUCUUCGCGGCGGUCGAGGAGCUCGACCACCCGGAGCUAAAAACCGUGCCCAUGGCGGUCGGCAAGGGCGUGCUGACGACGUGCAACUACGAGGCCCGCAAGUUCGGCGUCCGCAGCGGCAUGGCCGCCUUCGUGGCCAUGAAGCUCUGCCCGCGGCUGAUCUGCCUGCCCAUGAACUACGACAAGUACAGCGCCAAGGCCGCCGAGAUCCGCGCCGUCUUCGCGCGCUACGACCCGCUGUUCGAGAGCGCCAGCAUCGACGAGGCGUAUCUCAAUCUGACGGCGUACUGUGCCGAGAACGGCGUCGGCGCCGAGGAGACCGUCGAGCGCAUGCGCGCCGAAGUGCUGGCCGAGACCAAGGUCUCGGUCUCGGCGGGCAUCGCGGCCAAUGCCAAGCUGGCAAAGAUCGCGUCGAAUCGAAAUAAACCCAAUGGGCAGUUCUGUGUGCCCAGGGAUCGGGACGCGAUUCUGGAGUUCAUGCGCGACUUGCCUGUCCGGAAGGUAAAUGGGGUCGGCCGGGUGUUUGAGCGCGAGCUCGAGGCCAUUGGCAUCAAGACGUGCGGGGACAUCUUCCCGCAGCGGGCGUACUUGACGCGCUUGUUCGGGGAGAAGGCGGCUUACUUUCUCAUGCAGUGCUACCUGGGGCUGGGGAGGACCAAGAUCCAGCCCGUGGAGAAUUACGAGAGGAAGAGCGUGGGCACGGAGAGCACGUUCCGCGAGUUGGGGGGCAAGGAGGAACUUCGCGCGAAGUUGUGGUCGGCGGCCGAGGAGCUGGAGAAGGACCUCGUUCGAACGGGGUUUAAGGGCCGCACGUUGGUGCUGAAGGUCAAGCUAGUCACGUUCGAGGUGCUCUCGCGGCAAUGCCAGCCCUCUCGAGCCGUAUAUGCGGCCAAAGACCUCUACGCUUUCUCCCUGCCGAUGCUGGAGAAGCUGGAGAAGGAGAUUCCUGACCUGAAGCUGCGAUUGCUCGGGCUCCGCUGCACGAACCUCGUGAGCACCAAGAAAGUUGGCAUCGAGUUCUUCGGGAACACGACGCGGCCGAAACCCGCCUUAGAGCCGUCCACCGAUAACACUCCCGAUCAAGAGAUCGGUGCGGAGGAAGCGUUUGAACGAGCUGCGCGUCAGGAGAUACAGGACGAGAUGAACGAGAUCGAACAGCUCAGUCAAGAGGUCUCGGAGUCGGCAGAGGUGGCGGACCAGCCCGUCGCCCAGGACACGGCGCCAGCGUACUGGGAUUGUCCGAUCUGCUCGAGACCCCAGGCUGCAGACGAUAGGGUCUUCAAUGACCAUGUUGAUUACUGCCUCUCGAGGCAGACUAUCAAAGAGGCGGUCCAGGGUGCUGCUGAGCAGGACCGUGAGGUAACUCCGCCCGCUACCGCCAAAUCACGCAAACGUCGAACCCCAGCGCAGGAGUCUCCGGAUCCGCGACAGAAGAGGCUAUUCUUCUCAUGACCGCUGCGCAACUAUGUACCGAUCGAAUGCAGUUAUGGUUGGAUUCUGAACCCCGAUGCAAUGUGCCUCCCAUUUCUCCUCUGGUUCCUCGGCAGGCCCUUGGAAACAUCCACCGGACUGGUUACCCACAGCAGCACUUGGAUUCAACAUUCAUAUCUUGAAUUACACAAUAG